AUGGAUGCUAAGGGUUCAUUCCUCACCAUUUUCUCCUUAAUGAUUUUUCUCUGCUACCAGCAUUCGGCGGCUCACCCCAUCCAUAACCUCAGCCCAGCCGAGGAGCUGGCUAACAUGGAGGCUCUUCUGGAGAGGUUGGAGGAAAAGGUGGCCUUGAUGGAGGACUUACAGGGCAACUCCAAUGAAUUCGAAAUCCAGGGGGAGAGCCAGGCAGAAGAGGACAUCAACGACCAGCCCGCAGUCGAGGACGCUUUCCCUGUCUUUUCCGACACGACAUCCCUGCUAAAACACAUGAGGGGAAUUCAGGCUGCAAAAAGCAUGCGAGAAUCUGGCUGCUUUGGCAGGAGAUUGGACCGGAUCGGAUCUGUCAGCGGAAUGGGAUGCAAAGGGGUAACCACGGACGGCACGCCCCAUGCUCUCAUCCACACAAACAUUGAUUUUGCCCUUUCCCGGGACCUCAAAUACGCCCCUGACACGGCUACGUUCAGCACAACUGACUCCCAGGAUGAGUUUCGUCUUCUCUAA
Molecule: messenger RNA, 525 nt
Organism: Candoia aspera
Lineage: Eukaryota; Metazoa; Chordata; Lepidosauria; Squamata; Candoiidae
Gene: NPPB
Product: natriuretic peptide B
Exons: 3
Coding region: 1-525 (174 amino acids)
Biological process (GO): negative regulation of systemic arterial blood pressure; neuropeptide signaling pathway; cGMP biosynthetic process
Cellular component (GO): extracellular region; cytoplasm
Molecular function (GO): hormone activity; hormone receptor binding
Source: RefSeq, a predicted model, not a curated record